AUGGCUCCCGCCACCGUCAUUGCUCCCGCGCUCGCCUUCCACCUCCCCGCCAGCGUCUCCCUUCCCGCGCCAUCCCGCACGUCUUCCCCGCGCGCCGCCAUCCCAGCUGCAAGCUACCAUCGCUGCAGUGUCGCCAUUCGCCGUUCGUCUGUUUCGCGAUCGCCUCCCGUCGCCAGCAAUGCUGCAAAGAGCGUUUUCGCAACGAAAGGUGUUGCGGCGUUGCCAAUCGCAGUGCGACGAGGAGCAGCUGGUCCGCCGUCGCCCUCGUCGUUGUCGAUGUCGCCCACGUCACCAGCGAGCGGCAGCGCGCGUCGCAUCGCGCGGGAAAUUGCGGCCCGCGCGAAGCACUCCGUCGUCGCGGCGGCGGCGGGGGAUGCGGCGAGACUGCCCGAGGCGCUGUUGUUCGACUGCGACGGCGUUCUAGUGGACACGGAGAGGGACGGCCACCGCGUGUCGUUCAACCAGGCAUUUGAGGAGAAAGGGCUGGGAGUGACGUGGGACGUGCCGCUUUAUGGCGAGCUGCUCAAGAUUGGAGGCGGCAAGGAGCGCAUGACCCACUACUUCAAUCAAGUGGGCUGGCCGCAGGCUGCUCCCACCAACCCCGCAGAGCGAGCAGCAUUCGUGGCGGGGCUCCACAAGAGGAAAACGGUGCUCUUCAUGCAGCUUGUGGAGACGGGUGCGCUGCCGCUGCGACCAGGCGUCGCACGGCUGAUCGACGAGGCACUGGCAGCAGGUGUGCAGGUGGCAGUGUGCAGCACGUCCAACGAGAAGGCGGUGGGGGCGAUUGUGAGGGUCAUGCUGGGCGAGGAGCGGGCGCGACACAUGCGGAUAUUCGCGGGGGAUGUGGUUCCUAAGAAGAAACCCGACCCGGCAAUCUACAACCUAGCGGCCACUACUCUCAACCUCAACCCUGCACGCUGUGUGGUGAUAGAGGACAGUCACAUCGGCCUGACGGCUGCCAAGGCUGCCGGCAUGACCUGUGUUGUCACUAAGAGCGGAUACACAGCAGAUGAGGACUUCUCAGCGGCCGAUGCUGUGUCUGACGCCAUCGGUGACACUCCAGCUGACGGCUUCGACCUCCCCUUCCUCGCCUCGCUGCUGUGA
Messenger RNA from Closterium sp. Yama58-4, 1104 nucleotides. The record is from the annotation of a GenBank genome assembly. NCBI's taxonomy places the organism in Eukaryota, Viridiplantae, Streptophyta, Zygnematophyceae, Desmidiales, Closteriaceae.